Molecule: messenger RNA, 1732 nt
Organism: Xenopus laevis (African clawed frog)
Lineage: Eukaryota; Metazoa; Chordata; Amphibia; Anura; Pipidae
Product: lamina-associated polypeptide 2-like
Exons: 2
Coding region: 383-1732 (449 amino acids)
Source: RefSeq, a predicted model, not a curated record
CCUGGACAGAAGAAAUGGUUAAUUUCACCACCCCAUAAAGCCCACCCCUUCCUAUUCCUCCUCAGUCUUUUCUUCUGUCCCAGCCUGGAUGCAGUAGGAGAUUGUUCCCUCUGUACUUCAGGUGAAAUUUAUACUCACACUUAAGAUUACCGGGCACAGUUCUUAGGGAGAUUCUCUUUGCCCGAAGCCCCUAUCCUGUGUGGCAACUGCGUUGUCUGGAGGGGGAUUUCGGCGGGGCUGGAUGUUGUUGCCGCAUUUGCGGUUCAAGGUGCGCUCCAGUGUGCGCGAUGACGUCAUCACUCGGCGACGGCUGAAAAUUUAAAAGUUUGGCGCUAAGUCGCAGCGCUGCCUUGGAUGUUGGCGUUUAUUCUGCCUGUGCAAAAUGGAUCCAGCUGCCCCGAAGAGGACUGCUUCCAAGGUGAUAGUUGCCUCUGCUGAAGAGCCUACUAAAAAGAGAGAUAAGCAAGAUGCUGAGAAGAGAUGCCGAGCAUGUGUUAAUAUGGCUAUGAGAGAUAAGAAAUUUUGCCAGGACUGCUUUGAUGAUUAUCUGUCUAGGCAGAUUAACCCCUCUGUGGCCAGGGAUUCUCCUCAGGAUUUGCCUAUUCCUUCAACAUCUGCCACUUUGCCUGAUCAGCAGUCUCUGAUGUCAUGGAUUAAAACUGCAGUAUCUCAAUCUCUUAAAGAGACAGUUCUCUCUAACCCAGAUUUGUCUGUAUUUAAUAGAAAUCCUUCUAUUCAGGAGGAUUCUUCGGAUGACAGCUCUUCAUCUGAUGAGGAAUUGCCUAGUGAUGAAAUUUCAGUAUUCGAUCAGAAACAUCUUACUCCCCUCAUUAGGGCUAUUAGGCGCACCUUGAAUCUGGAGGAUGCAAGUCAGCCUUCUACCUCCCUUCUAUUUUCUAAAAAAGCGAAGAUGGCUUUUCCUAUUCAUAAGGAAGUGCAGGAUUUAAUCCGUUUGGAAUGGGAGAAGAUUUCCAGGAGAAUUCCAGCGGAAAGAAGGAUUGAGAAAUUAUAUCCUUUCUCUGAUGAUAUUCAAGAUACUUUGAAUAAACCUCCUUCGGUGGAUGCUCCAGUGGCAAGAUUGUCGAGGAAGACGGCGUUGCCGAUAGAUGAUAUAUCUGCUUUAAAAAAUCCCAUGGAUCGCCGCAUGGAAACUGAGCUGAAAAAAUGCUACAUUUCAGCAGGAGCAGCCUGUAAGCCUUCUAUUGCAUUGGUGUCAGUUACCAAGGCACUUUCCCUUUGGGCAGAAAACUUAGAGCAGGCCGUUAAAGAUCGAAUGCCCAGAGAGAAGAUUCUGGAAGGUCUUGAAGAUUUCAGGUUGGCCUCUAAUUUUUGCCUGCAAGCAUCCUUGGAUUUAGUGCAAUUGUCUGCUCGCUCAAUGUCCUUUGCUGUAGCAGCCCGUAGAGCUCUUUGGGUCAGAUCUUGGUUUGCGGAUACCGCUUCCAAAAAUUCGCUUUGCAAGAUGCCUUUUGAGGGCAAGAAAUUAUUUGGCAAGGCCUUGGAUGACAUUAUAUCAAAAUCUUCUGGGGGCAAGAGUACUUUUUUGCCGCAAAGUAGAAGAUUUCCUGAUAGCUUCAGGAGGCGGCCAGAAAGUUCCUUUCGAAGAAGAGAUGAUACUAGAGGAUUCAGAUUCGGAAGAGAUUUUAGAACCUCGAAUUGGCGUGCAGGCCAAACGUCUUUUAGGGCCAGAGCUAGACCUCCAAGGUCCCCCAAGUCCUCUUCAAAGGCUCAAUGA